GCCACGGCACGCACCGCCGCCGCGCGGGGGGACCGGCCGUCCUCCUCCAGCCGCUCUGCCCGGCCCUGGGGAGGGGUUACCCGCCCCGCCCGGGAUGCGGGAUGCUCCGACAGCUCGAGGGGGGCUCAAGGCGCCAGCACGUGUCACCUGCCUGGGGAUGAGCAUUGCAAGGAUGAGCACUUCCACAUUUGCUUUCCUGUCCCUUCCCAGCUCGGUGUGCUGCUGUGAGCACCGGGUGCCCUGCCAGCACCCCCACUUCGCCCCGUAUCAUUCUGUCCUGGCUCCAUCCCACCCCGUGUGGGCGUGUGGCUGGUUCCUGCCAGGUCCCCCCGGUAGCCCCCUCCCCAGGAGGGUGACGUUUGAGGGAUGCAUGCGUGGAACUGACCACCUGCUUCACCCCCAGGCCGAGGAGGUGGCACAGGAGGCUGUGGAAGAGCCGCUGGUUGAGCCGCUGCUGGAGCCGGAGGGGGAGAGCUACGAGGAGUCCCCACAGGAGGAAUACCAGGAAUACGAGCCAGAGGCAUAAUGGAACCCUGUCCUUGCCUCUUCCACCAGCAGCACAACGAACCGCCGGUAGCCCCCUGCUCCUCCCCAGCUGGCCCCAGCCAGUGCCCACGUGCCGGGGAGGAGCAGGGUUGCCCCUGCCCCGUUCGCUCACAAGUUCUUCCUCCAGUUCCGUUCCAAGGGACCAUGUCCAUGUCUCCGUACCGUGUCUAGCAGUGAGAACCCGCUGUGUCCGAGCCCUGCAGCCUCAGCGUGUGCCCAAGCCGUGGGCACUGCCCGCAGGGGCUGCUGUGUGUGUGUGCGUGCGAGUGUCUGUGGUGCCCGGGCUUACAGCUCUGUCUCCCUCCCAGCGCCGUAAGCCCCGGCUGCGUCCCGGUGUGUCUGUGUGUGUACAAAGCAUGUUUACCUGCGCGCGGGCUGCUGUACAUUUUGCUUGCAUGCGUGUCCCUGUGGUUCUGCUCUGGUCAUCGUGGAACUGUUUUUGGGUUUUUUUUUUUUAGGUUUUUUUUUUUUUUUAAUAUAUCUAUCUCUAUCUAUGGGUGGACGGGUCUUUUGCCUUUGUGAGCCCUCGGUGUCCAAGCCCGCUCCCCAGCCUGCUGGGUGGAGACGGUGCCUGCACCCUCCCCGAGGUCCUGUAGUGCUGACGCUGUGUUGUGACGUGGCAUGGAUAUCCCCCCGCCCUCGUUGCUGGAUGUGCAAUACGAGUGCAGCUGCCAGUGACACAGCUGCCACCGUGUCCAUGAAUAAAGCCAACUCUUGUCUGUAGCCCCCUGGUGCUGGUUGUGGGGUCCCUUGGUCUGUUCCCCGCUUUGGUGGUG
Molecule: messenger RNA, 1322 nt
Organism: Phasianus colchicus (ring-necked pheasant)
Lineage: Eukaryota; Metazoa; Chordata; Aves; Galliformes; Phasianidae
Source: RefSeq, a predicted model, not a curated record